AUGUUGCGCGCUUCCCUGCACCUCAUCCGGUCGACACGCGGGCUCGCUUCCGAGGGCGAAGAGCGAAUAGGGAAGCUGUUACGAGAGAGAUUCCCAAAGGCAAAGGUCGUCGAUGUACAGGAUAUUUCUGGUGGCUGCGGUUCGAUGUAUCAAGUGGCCGUGCAGAGCGUCGAAUUCAAGGGAAUGACUAAGUUGGCUCAACACAAGGCGAUCACCGGCUGUCUAUCCACCGAAAUUCAAGAUAUGCACGGGCUGAGGAUCGACACAAAGGCCCUC
Molecule: messenger RNA, 276 nt
Organism: Mesorhabditis spiculigera
Lineage: Eukaryota; Metazoa; Nematoda; Chromadorea; Rhabditida; Rhabditidae
Source: the annotation of a GenBank genome assembly